UCCUUCUAGAGCCAAGAUGGCGGAGUACGACCUGACCACCAAGAUUGCUCACUUUCUGGACCGGCAUUUGGUUUUUCCUCUGCUGGAAUUCCUGUCUGUGAAAGAGAUUUACAAUGAGAAGGAACUUCUUCAGGGGAAGCUGGACCUGCUCAGCGAGACCAACAUGGUGGAUUUCGCCAUGGAUGUUUACAAGAACCUGUACGCCGACAAGGAGAUCCCAAUUUCGCUGAGGGAGAAGCGGACCACCGUCGUCGCUCAGCUCAAGCAGCUGCAGUCGGAGACGGAGCCCAUCGUCAAGAUGUUUGAGGACCCGGAGACGACGCGGCAGAUGCAGUCCACCAGGGACGGGAGGAUGCUGUUCGACUACCUGUCAGAGAAACAUAACUUCCGUCAGGAGUACCUGGAUACGCUGUACCGGUACGCCAAGUUCCAGUACGAGUGCGGGAACUAUUCUGGCGCCGCCGAGUACCUCUACUUCUUCCGUGUUUUGGUUCCGUCGACGGACAGGAACGCCCUCAGCUCCCUGUGGGGGAAACUGGCCUCCGAGAUCCUGAUGCAGAACUGGGAGGCCGCCAUGGAGGACCUGACGCGCCUGCGGGAGACCAUCGACAACAACUCGGUGAGCUCGCCGCUCCAGUCGCUGCAGCAGAGGACCUGGCUCAUCCACUGGUCGCUCUUCGUCUUCUUCAACCAUCCCAAAGGCCGAGACAACAUCAUCGAGCUCUUCCUCUACCAGCCUCAGUACCUGAACGCCAUCCAGACCAUGUGCCCCCACAUGCUGCGGUACCUCACCACCGCCGUCAUCACCAACAAAGACGUCCGGAAACGCCGGCAGGUGCUCAAGGACCUGGUGAAGGUCAUCCAGCAGGAGUCGUACACCUACAAGGACCCGAUCACAGAGUUCGUGGAGUGUCUCUACGUGAACUUCGACUUCGACAGCGCCCAGAGGAAGCUGAGGGAGUGCGAGUCGGUUCUGGUGAACGACUUCUUCCUGGUCGCCUGUCUGGAGGAUUUCAUCGAAAACGCUCGCCUCUUCAUCUUCGAGACCUUCUGUCGGAUUCACCAGUGCAUCAGCAUCAACAUGCUCGCCGACAAGCUCAACAUGACGCCCGAGGAGGCGGAGCGAUGGAUCGUCAAUCUCAUCCGAAACGCCAGACUGGACGCCAAGAUCGAUUCCAAGCUGGGUCACGUUGUCAUGGGCAACAACGCGGUGUCGCCCUACCAGCAGGUGAUCGAGAAGACCAAGAGCUUGUCGUUCCGCAGCCAGCUGUUGGCCAUGAACAUCGAGAAGAAGGUGGCGCACAGCAACAGGAACGAGACACCGAACUGGGCGGCUCAGGACUCCAGCUUCUACUGAGAUGAAGACGACGCCUCGGAUCAUAUUUAUUCUCCUUUUAUUACUUCCAUAAAUGUGUUUUUAUUUACCCACCGCCGCUAGUUUGACGUCCAGGAGACGAACUUGCGUGACCCCCUCCCUCCCCCUUGAACUGUUCCCAUCAUAAUCACCCGUUAAGAUCUACUGUUACUCUGAAUUUAAACUUCAUACUCCACUUCUAACCACAUUAAAUGUUUUAUUUGUAAA
Messenger RNA from Cololabis saira (Pacific saury), 1582 nucleotides. It is a transcript of the gene eif3eb, whose product is annotated as eukaryotic translation initiation factor 3, subunit E, b. NCBI's taxonomy places the organism in Eukaryota, Metazoa, Chordata, Actinopteri, Beloniformes, Belonidae. Gene Ontology annotation, cellular component: nucleus; eukaryotic translation initiation factor 3 complex; cytoplasm. The coding region runs from base 17 to 1357 and encodes 446 amino acids. Gene Ontology annotation, biological process: translational initiation. The record is from RefSeq and is a predicted model, not a curated record. Gene Ontology annotation, molecular function: translation initiation factor activity. The transcript is spliced from 13 exons.